UCCUCAACGUCCUCAUCGCUUUCCUUUCAUCUUUUCCUACUUUUUAUACUAUAGAUUUCCUCAUUACGUUGAUCCUUGGCGUAUACCUCUCCACAUUCGGACAUUGCGACGACAGAUUCUGCCAUCUCCUGGUCCACGAUAACCCAGGAGAUUCCCUACGACAUACUUCGCACACCCGGUUUGUCAGUUGGUUCAGGCAAUUGGGCACCAUCUUCAGCCAUUAAUAUCUCUUCCCUCACCUAUUCGGACGACUGAACUUAUCGCCCUCUCCACACUGAACCGCGGCCUCCUCCUUAGCCCCCUUCUGAGCCCCAACACCCUUUCUCACCGGCCUCCACAGCCCUUGGCUCGAACGGUAUACAAGAGCGCCCCUCUUUAAACCCAUCAUGGUUCCCCCUCCUCACUUGAAGCGUGAAAUACCAGAGAUCGACGGGUCACCCGCUGGAUUCAUCGCACUCGUCGUCGUACUCAGCGUUAUCAUACUAGCUUCCUGCAUUGCCGUCUUCUUCCUCCUCCGCGACCACGAACCAUCAGACGCCCAGCGCGCCGCACGCCGCUCCCGCUACAUGCGCGAAAUCGAACGAGAAGCCUCCACCGCCGACGGCGGCCCCGGCUCCACGGCACCUCCGUCGCUCACCGAGCGCAUGAAGCGCAUCUGGCGCACCAAGGGGUACGCGAGCGCCUCCCGGCGCGGUUCCGGUGGCUGGGUGCAGGCCACUGGCGACGAGUGGGAAACGAGCAGUGCAAACGGGGACGACCACGACACGGGCAUGCGGGUCGUCGGCGGGACGAAGCUCAAGGUAGAUAUCCCGCGGGCGUACGCAGACCCCUAUGCGCGGAGCGACUACCCAGCGAGCUCGGAGAACGGCCACAGCCAAAGCCAAGCCCACGGCGCGGGCGGCCCGCCCGUGCGCAUCGUCGACAGUCCAGUGACCAGCGAGGCCUUUGACCCGUUCCGCAUCCCGUCGGAGUAUCUCGACCCGUUCCACGACGCGCAGACGAAGCAGCCCCCGCCGUCGGUGAGCCACGGCCACUACGACGUGGAGGACCCGAUGGCGGAGCGGCGGAUAUCGAUUAGGACGGUUACCGCGGAGCGCGCGCUCUCGCCGAUACGGACAAGGGGCGACGAUAUAGAGGCGAUGAGCCCCGUCGAGGUGCGGAACCCCAAGCAUUUUUCGACGCAGAGCGGGGCUUCUGUGCGCACGUUCGAGGGCGGCACGAAGUUCCUGGAGGGGCUAUGACAUGCUGCAUGAGUCGGUCGGCCGCGACGACGUCAAAGCUGGAUGACUUGGUAUUGUCUCUGUGCGGAAUGAUAUGGUCGCGGGCAUGAGCGCACGAGGAGUGGGACGGGUAAUUCGCCAUGGGUUUGGCGGCUUCAACACCAAGGGAAUCACAACACGACUACGGAAAGAUACGAACGACGACACGUAACGACAAAAGUCUCUAUUCUCCAUCGCAUCUUCACCUCCACCUUUUUCUCCACUUUGUCUAGUAGCUCCCCUUUCUAUUUUUCCUUUCCCUCCCUCUGAUCGUCUCUCCGCUGGUUCUUUGAAACGACGUACAAAACCUGUACAGUUUGCGCACCGCUACCUAUGUAGCUAGCCCUUGUUGGAUCCUGGUUCGGUUUGUUAUUGGACGUUGUUAUGCGCAUGGACAGACAACGUGUAGCCAGGCGAUGUGUACUAGUAGAACAUGUGUAUAUUUUAUUCGUAGUUAUCUCAAUCAGUCGCAUACUCUG
This is a messenger RNA of Coniophora puteana RWD-64-598 SS2, 1738 nucleotides long. RefSeq lists its product as uncharacterized. The transcript is spliced from 2 exons. NCBI's taxonomy places the organism in Eukaryota, Fungi, Basidiomycota, Agaricomycetes, Boletales, Coniophoraceae. The record is from RefSeq and is a predicted model, not a curated record. The coding region runs from base 387 to 1241 and encodes 284 amino acids.